GCCCACUGCCUCUCUGUGCACGGCCCCCAUCCGCCCGCGCCCAUCGUGGAUCGACCAUGACGAACCGCGAUAGCCGAGUCGGUAGUCACCACCAUCAUCAUGGCUGGGUUUACGAUUCGGACUUGUAUGUAUAUACAAGUUUGUACGGCUUCGAGAUCGCAGUGGCCGUCCAUCCGGAUCGACCCACGAGGCUGAGCGGGCCUGAAGUAAGGCUUUCGGCGUAUAGUACAUAUGUAAGCAACUACCCACGGGCAUCUCUGCCCCGCAUUGACGGGUAUUGGCGGCGAUGGUACAUACAUAGAGCUGAGAUGCUGGCGUCCAUGUGGCCGCAGCAUGUUUCGGGGCCCCCGUCCUCGGGAUAUCACCGCUAUGGGGCUCGAUGGAAAACCUACAUAGGUAUUCUUUUGCCGGCGAUGGGACUGACCGAAGGCGAUGAUGACGCUAAACUUAUGCCUUUGACGCAAAUAUUAGGCCUGCAGUCACCAGUGCCACAGUGUGCUUUCUCUCAUCUCCCACACAGCGUCUCCGAUUCGCUGGAGGUCGUGUGGAGAACUCGGAUGUCUAAGCGGCACCAGCAGAUUGGACAGCCCCCUCCCCUCGACGUUAGAUAUACUUGCCUACUUCUGAUACAUACAUAUCCGUCAACAUCCGCUCAUCACCACCGUGCUGUCCACUGUAGUUAACCCCCCUCUUUCCACACCUCGGAUUCGACGAGCGCCAUCGCCCCCCGCCAGAUCGGUAUCAUCGGUAAGACCCCGCGGCGUCGACCGCCGAUCGCCCAGUGCACCGUUCCGCACGAGUGAGCGAGGGGGCUGAUUUACGUGAUCACAGACAGUCCAGUUUUCCAGAAGCCCCGUUUAGUUAUGUACGGGGGGUGAGGAAUUGAAGCACUGCAUCGGCCGUUUCAUGCCGGUCAUCGUCAUCGUCACCGCCGCCUCCUUGAUCCCCGCGGAAAACCGUCUUCCUGUCCGAAACCCCCCUCCCCUCCCCCUCCCCUCAGGGGGAUUCCUGGAUGGUAAGGUUCGUUCGUUCGCUCGUUCGUGCGUUCG
This is a messenger RNA of Tricharina praecox, 1049 nucleotides long. RefSeq lists its product as uncharacterized. The record is from RefSeq and is a predicted model, not a curated record. The coding region runs from base 57 to 683 and encodes 208 amino acids. The transcript has a single exon. Lineage: Eukaryota; Fungi; Ascomycota; Pezizomycetes; Pezizales; Pyronemataceae.